CUCUCGGUGUUGAUCCCGCUCUCUCCCCCCGUUGAUCCCGGUCUUUAUCCCGCUGUUCCCGCAGGCUGCUACAAGAUCACGACCGUGUUCAGCCAUGCCCAGACCGUGGUGCUCUGCGUUGGCUGCUCCACCGUGCUCUGCCAGCCCACGGGGGGCAAGGCGCGGCUCACCGAAGGGUGUUCCUUCCGGAGGAAGCAGCACUAAGGGAUGGAUGCGGCUCCGCUGGGACCUCGGCGCCGGCGCGGGGAGGAGGCCAAUAAAGUGUGGAUAAAAUAGGGA
This is a messenger RNA of Pezoporus occidentalis (night parrot), 279 nucleotides long. RefSeq names its product small ribosomal subunit protein eS27-like. The annotation marks the transcript as partial. The record is from RefSeq and is a predicted model, not a curated record. Gene Ontology annotation, biological process: ribosomal small subunit assembly; translation. Gene Ontology annotation, cellular component: cytosolic small ribosomal subunit; ribosome. Gene Ontology annotation, molecular function: RNA binding; structural constituent of ribosome. The transcript is spliced from 2 exons. Lineage: Eukaryota; Metazoa; Chordata; Aves; Psittaciformes; Psittacidae.